AUCCUAUUGAAAUGAGUUUUUUUGUUGCAAGAGCAAUGGCUGGCGGCAAUCGCCGCUUAGAUAUAAUUGCAUAUUUGUACUCACAAAGGACUCUCCUCAUACGGGCAAUGUAUGAUACAUGUAGAAACGACGACCAAAGUCACAACAGGGAACUGUUUAAACUACUAUUUGAGGGUUUGCAGGCACAAACGGACGAGCUGGAGAGCACACAAGCAAAACUACUACAAAGGCGUUGGGAUUCACUUACAGAACUACGGAAGUAGGUUGGCUGUUAUAUCAACACAGGAUAAGACGCUUCCAUAUAUUGCCGGGUAUGCUGUGUACAAAUUGUUCAACAAUUUUCCCGUUGGUUGCGAUGAUUGCCAAAAUGUUGCGAGCAUGGGUAAAGGACUCGAGGAAGAUGAGCAAAUUCUUGCUGAAUACUCUUGUGCAUUGAGAGCUCAACCUGACAGAAAGGGCUUGACAUGGCCUUUGCGCUCAGUAGUUGUUAUGACAGGUUUAUUACUCGAUAUUGUUGAGUGUAUUAUCAACAGCAAAGUUCUACUGAAGCAAUUUAACGAAUCUACUAGCGCAAGCAGGGUCGGUCUCGGAGUCAUUCGCGUACUUAUUUCACAUAGAGUAGAUACUUGUGGAGCACUUCAAUCACUGAAACAGUUGUGCACUACAUGCAGCAAGGACAGGAGUCUCACCAUUGUACCCCACCUUCUAAAUACGCUGUACAACAUCGUAUGUAAUAACAUGUCACUGGUAUUAAAUAUAAAGAGCGCGGCAACUAUCGUAACGUUGAGUAUGGUUAAGACCAACAAAAAAGAAAGGACAACCAACAUCGUUGAUCAGCACUGAACAUUCAACGCAUGCCAUUGACAACUCGGGUAAGUGGACUUCGAAAAAGUGCAAUG
Molecule: messenger RNA, 899 nt
Organism: Sphaeroforma arctica JP610
Lineage: Eukaryota; Ichthyosporea; Ichthyophonida
Exons: 1
Coding region: 112-843 (243 amino acids)
Source: RefSeq, a predicted model, not a curated record